Molecule: messenger RNA, 1173 nt
Organism: Vicia faba (fava bean)
Lineage: Eukaryota; Viridiplantae; Streptophyta; Magnoliopsida; Fabales; Fabaceae
Source: the annotation of a GenBank genome assembly
AUGGUUUUCUCUUCCUCAUUUUCAUUCUUUCUUUGGCUUCUCAUUUUAUCAUCAACAUUUUCUCUAGUUUUAGGGAACAAAGCAUUUAUAGGAACAUAUGGAGUAAAUUAUGGAAGAGUAGCGGAUAAUUUACCUCCCCCUGAAAGUGUGGUUACACUUCUCAAAGCAGCAAAAAUAAGAAACGUAAGAGUCUAUGAUGUUAAUCCUCAAGUCCUAAGUGCUUUCAAAGGAUCUGGGAUAUGUCUAAGUGUUUGUCUUCCUAACGAACUCUUAACCGACAUCGGUGUCGGCGAAGACCGCGCCAUGAAUUGGAUCAAAGACAAUGUCCAACCCUAUCUUCCAGGCACAAAAAUCUGUGGCAUUGCCAUAGGAAAUGAAAUUCUAGGAGGAGGAAGUGUUGAGCUUUGGGAAGCUUUACUUCCAGCAGCAAAAAACAUUUAUAGUGCACUUGAUAGACUUGGUUUAGCACAUCAAAUCGAAGUUUCGAGUCCGCAUUCAGAAGCUGUAUUUGCAAAUUCAUAUCCUCCAUCUUCAUGCACAUUUAGGGAUGAUAUAAUACCUUACAUGAAGCCACUUUUACAAUUUUUUUCACAAAUUGGAACACCUUUUUAUAUAAAUGCGUACCCUUUUUUGGCAUAUAAAAAUGACCCUUCACAUAUUGAUAUAAACUAUGCUUUGAUGAAGAAGAAUCAUGGAAUUUAUGAUGCUAAGAGUAAACUACAUUAUGAUAACAUGCUUGAUGCACAAAUUGAUGCUUCUUAUUUUGCAUUGGAGAAAUUUGGGUUUGAUAAAAUGGAAGUUAUUGUUAGUGAAACUGGUUGGGCUUCAAAGGGUGAUGAUAAUGAAGCUGGAGCAAAUGUGAAAAAUGCAAGGACUUAUAAUAAGAAUUUGAGAAAGAAGUUAUUGAAGAGAAAAGGAACACCUCAUAGGCCUAAAAUGUUGGUUAGAGCUUAUAUAUUUGCUCUGUUUAAUGAGAAUUUGAAACCUGGGCCAACAUCAGAAAGAAAUUUUGGAUUGUUUAAACAUGAUGGAAGUAUUGCUUAUGAUAUUGGAUUUACUGGGCUUGUUCCUUCCUCAGCAACAUCAUCUUUCCUAUCCUUCAAGGAUAUUGGGUCUUCAUAUGUGAUGGUUUCUUCAAGUUGUAUGGCAAUUCUUCUUCUUUUAGCAUUGUAA